This is a messenger RNA of Vespula pensylvanica (western yellowjacket), 4788 nucleotides long. It is a transcript of the gene Ptr, whose product is annotated as patched domain-containing protein 3. The coding region runs from base 1062 to 4313 and encodes 1083 amino acids. Lineage: Eukaryota; Metazoa; Arthropoda; Insecta; Hymenoptera; Vespidae. Gene Ontology annotation, cellular component: plasma membrane; cytoplasmic vesicle membrane. The transcript has 11 exons. The record is from RefSeq and is a predicted model, not a curated record.
CCAUAUCGCGAAGUAAGAUUUAAGAUCUACGAGGAUGCAAAUUUGAAAAUGAAUUGUAUCGCAAAUUGCUUUCAUAGAAGCGCUCUUUGUUUUUUCUUUCUUUCAUUUAACUUCUCAAUUGAACUUUUGAUCUAACAAAUUUCUUCUCUUAUCUUUUACUUUUUCAGGAUUCUAGAAACACCUACAAACAUCGUAACUACUUGAAUAAUCGUGGGAUCCCUUGCAGUGCAUACCAUAAAUAGUAUACUGUAUCAUUAUAUAUACAUACAUAUAUACAUACGUGUAUGUACAUAACCAAAGGAACACAGAAUGCGAGGGCGUUAGAUUAGUAAUCACAGUGAAGCGUUGCCGGUAGACGCGCACGAUUACUAGUACGACUCGACUUCGUGGUUGAGUCUCGGUCUCGACGAGUAACUCGCAUUAACUGCUCUGAUACGAGAUCCCGAGACUAACCACCAACUACGAACAAUCUAGCCAUCAACCUUAAACGGAAUAUAUUUACGCUUGAAACGUAAUUAAACGAUGAUGCAUCCAUCUUUUAACCAUUAUUGCAUCAAGAGAGAGAGAGAGAGAGAGAGUUAUCAGAGGGUAGAGUCUUUGAGCUACAUUUUCAAGGAUUUCUACGUUGUCAAGAGCCCGCACUUUGCCUUACUCUCGUUAUCAUUAUCAUCACGAUGAACAUGCAUCAACGAGUUUGAUCUCACGGCCUUGACAAAAUUAUUGUCGUUAUGAUUGAACUAAUAUUUUGAAACGUCAUAAUCAGGUUUAGAUCGAACGAUGACGACGUGUGAGCAAUUACGAGGAACGAGGAAGACGUGUAGGUGAAUAUUCGUGAUAAGAGAAAUCGUAGAACGACCGAAGGAAGGAAGGAAGAAAGAAAAAAAGAAGAUACUCGAUAUAAAAGUAAAACCGGUAAAAGUGAUCUAAUAGAGAAGAGAGAAGAAAGGAAAAAAAGAAGGCAGACAUUACGGUUUCGAAAGUGUCAACUACUGUUGGAAAACAUCGUUCUCCUCUUCUUCUUAUUCCUCGUAUUCUUCUAGAAAUCAACACGAAAACUCGAGAUGUGGCAUAAUCUGACGUGCGUCGACGAUUUUCUAAACCGUGCCUUUCACAAGGUCGGUCUCGUGGUCGGCCAUCAUCCUGGUUAUUUUGUCAUCGUACCAACCCUCUUGGCCUGCAUUUGCUUCACCGGAUAUCAAAGGAUACACUACGAGAUCGACCCGGAAUAUCUCUUCUCUCCGGUAGACGGUCCUGGCAAGACAGAGCGAGCUAUAGUAGAACAAUAUUUCAAAGUCAAUUAUAGUCAUCAGUUUAACGUCGGUCGUAUCACCAGGCCAGGUCGAUUCGGCCAUGUAAUAAUUAUUCCGAAAGACGGCGAUCCGAAUAUGCUGCGAAGCGUGAUUUGGAAUGAAUUGCGAGAGUUGGAUCGAAUAAUACGAGAAGUUAAAGUUAAAUACGAGGAUGAAAUAUUCACCUACGAAGAAAUUUGUGCACGUUGGCUCGACGAAUGUUUUAAUAACGACAUUCUCAAUCUUCAUCACGUGAUAGAGGACGUAGAAAAUAGGGAGCUCAACCUGACGUUUCCGGUGAUGUUCAAUCCUGUGACAUGGGACGCCCAUCUAUUUCCCGUUUUCUUUGGUGGUAGUGUCAUCAGCGAAGAUCUAACGAUCGAGUCGGUGCCUUCGGUCCAGCUCGCCUACUUCAUCACCGUCGACAACCCACGGCAAGAUGCUAUUGGCGCCGCCUGGGAGGAAGCCUUUUUAAACAUAGUUGGCGAGGCUGAGGAUAGCGGUAUUUUCAAACAUAUAAGUACCGCGCGAUUUGCCUCGAGGACAUUGGAAUUAGAGUUGGAGGCAAAUACGAAAACAAUUGUCCCGUAUUUCUCGAGCACGUUCGCAGUGAUGGGCAUCUUUUCCGUGGUGACCUGCAUGAUGACCGACUGGGUACGAAGCAAACCUUGGCUUGGCCUUCUUGGGAACGUGUCCGCCGGUAUGGCGACCGUUGCCGCUUUUGGACUUUGCAUGUACCUAGGAGUCGAUUUCAUCGGUCUCAAUCUUGCUGCGCCCUUUUUAAUGAUUGGUAUUGGAAUCGAUGAUACAUUUGUAAUGUUGGCUGCCUGGAGACGAACGUGUAUUACCAAACCCGUACCUGAGAGAAUGGCUCAAACCUUGAGCGAGGCUGCUGUGUCGAUCACGAUCACGUCUUUGACCGAUAUGAUAUCGUUCUUCAUUGGUAUUUUAUCGCCAUUUCCUUCGGUACAAAUAUUCUGCAUUUAUUCAGGUUUCGCCGUAGUAUUCACCUUCCUCUUUCAUUUAACCUUCUUUUCUGGAUGCGUUGCCAUAAGCGGUUAUUGCGAGCAAAAGAAUCUUCACAGCGUCGUUUGUUGCAAAGUACAGCCGCUUUCGAAAUCAUCUCAUCGAUCUUGGCUUUAUCGACUGUUCUGUACCGGAGGGGUCGAUCCUGACGAUCCAAAGAAUCCAAUUGACAAUCCUGAACACGGAUGCAUGACCUGGUUCCGGGACUAUCUGGCUGCAGCUUUGAAUUGUCGUCCUGUCAAGGCCAUUAUCAUAUUCAUCUUCAUAUGUUAUUUACUCGGUGCUUUAUACGGACUGACUACACUCCAGGAAGGAUUGGAUCGACGAAAGCUUUCCAAGGAAGAUUCUUACUCGAUUGCCUUCUACGAUCGCGAAGACUUUUACUUCCGUGAAUUUCCUUAUAGAAUACAGGUGGUCGUGUCCGGCGAGUACGACUAUAGCGAUCCAGAGAUACAGCAGCAAAUGGAGAACCUCACGAGAUCCCUCGAGGCUAGUUCGUACAUAAGCGCACCGAUCUACACGGAAAGCUGGUUGCGCAGCUUCCUAAGUUACGUAUCGCGAAACGAGGACUACCUAAAUGUGACCAUCAAAGACGAGGGUAGCUUUAUCAAGGCGUUAAAAGAGAUAUGGCUAUAUUCCACCAGUACGUUUUCACUCGACGUUAAAUUCGACGAUAACGACGAACACAUAGUCGCAAGUAGAUUUUUGAUACAGGCAGUAAACGUAAGCGGUACGAAUCAGGAAAAAGAGAUGGUCAAAGAGUUACGAAAGAUAUGCAAGGAUUCCUCGUUAAACGCGAGCGUAUUUCACCCGUAUUUCGUAUUUUUCGAUCAAUUCGAAUUGGUCAGGCCUACCAGUAUACAGUGUAUGAUAUUUGGCGCAUUGGUGAUGAUGCUUAUCAGUUUUAUCUUCAUACCUAAUGUAUUGUGUUGUCUUUGGGUUGCAUUUUGUAUCGUUUCGAUCGAGCUCGGGGUGGCCGGUUACAUGGCCCUGUGGAACGUCAAUCUCGACAGCAUUUCUAUGAUAAAUCUGAUAAUGUGUAUCGGAUUCAGCGUAGACUUCACGGCUCACAUAUGUUACGCCUAUAUGAGCUCGAAGAAAGUCACGCCUGAGGAUAGGGUUAAAGAAAGUUUGUACAGUUUGGGCUUGCCGAUUGUACAAGGUGCGGCAUCGACUAUACUCGGUCUAGUCGCAUUGUUAUUAGCCGGGACAUAUAUAUUCUUGGUAUUCUUCAAAAUGGUAUUUUUGGUUAUAUUCAUCGGUGCCAUGCACGGUCUAUUUCUCUUGCCGGUAUUAUUGUCCAUAUUUGGUCCAGGCUCUUGUACAAGUUCGAAUAGGAACGACGAUGAAGAAAACGAUAAGGUGGACAAGGUAACGAGGAACGGUAUAAUCGAGAAAGAGUUGAUCGAUAAACUUAAACAACCUUUCGUUAUACCUCACCCUACGUUGUCGUACUAUCAUCACACAGGCAUGAUCAAAUCUCUUCAACCGAGUCCGUCUACGAGUUUGGCAGCAUUCGAGGAACGCGAUCCGGGAUUGGGUACUAGCGAGGAUAGCAAUUCCACUGAGAGUGGUUCCUCGCAAAGUAGAAGACGUCAGCGUGAAUUGGACGAGGAAAAGCGGAAACAUCAACAAGAGCUUUGUAGAAGAUCCAUUGGCGUUCUUUACGGUGUAUCACAGUUUCAACCGACGAUAGGAGCCAGUGGGUCUGUAGGAGGAGGAGGAGGUGGAGGAGGAGGAGGAGGAGGAGGAGGACAUCAACAAACGCAGCCUGCGCCCGAUUAUCCAGGCGCGAUAAAACAAGAUCAUCAUUCGCCAAGAGAUACUCGUUCUACGGAUCAACGUAUAUUCCGCACAGUACCGUACCUAGGACCGCAUUUGGGAUAUCGAAUGCCCAAUCAAAUUCACAGAGACUAUAGACGUAGCCGAUCUCAUCAUAAUCUUCACAAUCUUCAUAACACGUCCUCGAGGUAUCUCACGGAUCCACGUUAUCCAUAAGCCUAAAAUAAAGUAAUGUUAAUUAUUCGAUAUCGUUAAGGAAGGGAUCGAAAGAUGAUACGUAUGGAAGAUAUAAAAGAGGAAGCCCGGCGGGCUUGCGGUUAGUUAGUUACUUGAUUGGUUGGUCGGUCGCUUGGUUUGUUGGUUGGUUGGUUGGUUGGUUGGUUGGUUGGUUGGUUGGUUGGUUGGUUAGUUGCUUCCUUGCUUGCUUGCUUGCGUGGAGAAGAAGGGGUGGGGUGAUGGUGAGGGAUGUAAAUAUAUAAAAUCGUCCCGUUAAAUACGUAAAUACAUUUAAUACGUAAAAAGAGGCAUUCGGUCGGAAUUCGGUCCGGUCGUUGACUUUUCUCGAUCCUCGGUCGUCAUACAACUUUUCUUCGCUAGUGAGAGGUAACGUGCUCCGAGGAGAAUUGCGUCCGUUCGAAGAUUUGCAAAGACGAAAGUGGCCUUCCUGAAUAAAACGUCGUUCUAGAGAGAG